AUGACCCAACCAAACCCUUACCUCUUAGCUUGCGACAAUCCGUCGGCACUCCUGGAGCUUCUGAGCGCGAACCCCUCCAUCGCUUCCUGCCAGGACGAGUCCGGCUAUUCUCUUCUUCACGCCGCCGCAUCCUACGGCCAUACCGACCUCCUCCGUGCCCUAGUCAAAGACUACAACGUCGAUAUCAAUCUUCUCGAUGAAGACGGUGAGACCUGCCUCUUCGUGACCGAGGACGCCAAGGUUGCCCGGUGUCUGGUGGAGGAGCUUGGAGUGGACUAUAAGAGAAUGAACUUUGAAGGGCUCAAGGCCCACGAGAAGCUAGAGGCCGAGGAUGAAUUCCCUCAGGUCAGCGCAUAUCUGCGAGAGGUGCUCGGAGAGCCUGCUCCAGCCUCAACAGAUUCGCCCGUUGGCCCGUUGAACCCCCCGGGGCCGAUCCCCGCCAACCUUAAGGUCAAUAUUGGCACAAUGUCAGAGCAGGAGGCGAGCGCUGGCGAGUCAACAGUCAAUCCCGAGUUCAAGCGUCGCAUCGACGAGCUGGCGGCUCGUGAUGACUUCCACAGUGAGGCUACGCAGGCUCAGUUACGGGAGCUAGUGAUGGAAGCCAUCUCAGGGUCCCAGAUCGAGACGGCGGACCGUGAGUCGCGCAGGCGAAUUGAUUAA
Messenger RNA from Penicillium maclennaniae, 660 nucleotides. Its product is annotated as ankyrin repeat protein. The transcript has a single exon. The coding region runs from base 1 to 660 and encodes 219 amino acids. Lineage: Eukaryota; Fungi; Ascomycota; Eurotiomycetes; Eurotiales; Aspergillaceae. The record is from RefSeq and is a predicted model, not a curated record. Gene Ontology annotation, molecular function: protein binding.